Alternaria burnsii is the source of this 2616-nucleotide messenger RNA. RefSeq names its product c6 transcription factor. The coding region runs from base 1 to 2616 and encodes 871 amino acids. The record is from RefSeq and is a predicted model, not a curated record. Gene Ontology annotation, molecular function: DNA-binding transcription factor activity, RNA polymerase II-specific; DNA binding; zinc ion binding. The transcript has 4 exons. Lineage: Eukaryota; Fungi; Ascomycota; Dothideomycetes; Pleosporales; Pleosporaceae. Gene Ontology annotation, biological process: regulation of DNA-templated transcription; DNA-templated transcription.
AUGGCCCGCGGCGCUACUGCCACCUCUUUCAACAGGGACGACCAAGACAGCUCGCAGGCCCAGGAAACCAAAGCCAGUAAGCGGCGUUGUGUACAGUCGGCCUGCGUGCCCUGCCGGAAACGCAAGUCUAAAUGUGACGGCAGUACUCCCGUAUGCGCAACUUGCACUGCCGUAUACAAGACUGAGUGCUACUACGAUGCUGAUAGCGAAAGUCGUCGUACCAAGGCAGCCCCCGCAAUUACCAACAACACUGGCACCAAACGCGAUGCCUCCCUUGUCGCCGCCCCCAGCUCCGAGAAUGCGUCCAACGCCGAGUCCAUCAUCAAUUCCCUGAGACGCCUGCCAGAAGAACACGUCCAGGAAUUUCUCCAUCAUAUUCGAAGAGACCCCAACCUCGACCUCGCUUCUUUAGCCGAUCAAUGGCGCAAAAACGUGUUGCUGACACAGAGUGAGCCCGUCGACGUCCAGAGUCUCGAGUCGGACUUGAGUGUGCUGCUUGGGAAGCCAGCUGUGACGUCCACCGGCCAAAGCAGACACUUCGGUCAUUCUGCUAGCUUGGGCCUGGUCCCGGAGGAUGAGAACUUCUCUGGUGGUCGGUUGCGUACCAAUAGUGUGAUGCCAGAACGUCAAGGUUCUACGUGGACCAACGUGACGGACGACUUGGCUUUCGUUGAGAAGCUACUUGAUCUUUACUUCACCUGGAGUCACCCUUUCUAUAUCCUCUUCAGCCGAGAGUGCUUUUACAAAGACUUCAGGGCAGGGCGCGACAAGUACUGCUGCUCCUUACUGGUCAACGCAAUUUGCGCAUACGCAUGUCACCUCACAGACGAUCCGGCGGGCCGCACCGAUCCCGACAACUUCCGCACAGCUGGCGAUCACUUCUUCGCUGAGGCCAGGCGACUGUUAUUCGACGAUGAAACUCCGAGCCUUACGACGGUUCAGGCCCUCUGUAUCAUGUCCAUGCGCGAGCCGAGUACUGGGAGGGAAAGCAACGGCUUUUCCUACAUAGGAAGAUGUCUUCGCAUGUGUGUUGAGCUUGGUCUACAUUUGAACUACGGAGCCAAUGCUACCCUUGGCUUAACGCCGAGUGAAGUCGAAGUGAGAAAAGUCACCUUCUGGGGCUGCUUUACUGUGGAUACAGUCUGGACAAUCGUUACUGGUCGCAUAUCUCAACUUCCUCGAGCCGCUAUAACUCUUGAUAAGCCCAUCCUGGAAGAGACUUCCAACCUCCCUGAGGCUUUUCCCGCACCUUUACAAGUCGCAGCGGGUGGUGUCGUAACCACCCGCAUGUUUCUCCAGGAGUUCGCCUCACUCUCGGAGCUCGUCAAUGACAACAACCACAUGUUCUUUGCGCCAAAGGAGCGGCUUACAAGCAGUAAACUACUCGACUGUUACCACAAAUACCAGGCGUGGUACCGAAGACUACCACCUUCUUUAGGUAUAGAGGGCACGAAGGAACCCGAGCCCCACAUCUUGGUACUACACAUGUUGUACUGGACAAUUAUCGUCCAUCUCUUUCGCCCGCUGCUCAAAGUUGACCUCAUUCACUCUGACAUACGCCCUCGCGACAUCUGCAUCAACGCAGCUAACAAAGUAUCUGAACUCGUCAGGAUCUACCGACAGUUCUAUGACUUCCGUCAGGCUCACCUGCUCAUACCGCACAUACUCCUCACCGUCUGCGUCGUGCAUCUGCUCUAUUCGAAAGAUAACAGUAUCUCUCGACAAAACCUUAUUGAGGGCAUGCAAGGUUUGGAUGAUCUUCACGAAUGCCAUUACUUUGGGGCGAGGAGCUUCCGGAUCAUAUACACCCUGGCGAAAACGUGGAAAUUACCUUUCCCAGAGGAGCUUAACAAUUCUGUCUUGAUACCAACAAGUGACCCUAACAAGUCCAAAGGCCAAAUCAGUCCUCCGGCUGACCCUCUCUUGGUACCGCCCAAUACAACGACGAUCACCGGUAACCGGAUAGGGCCUGGUCGCCUCCACCCACCUAUCGCUCAAAGAAGGGAGAGCUUGUCAAUGUUUGCCCCUCAACCCCGGUUACAGCUGGCUACACACCCUGCCAAUCCGAGACCAAGUAGUGUGGUGUCCAGCCAACACCAUCUGUCCCCUGUUGUCGGACAUACACCUUUACAGAAUAAUUACAACACAGGGAUCCCCAUGUCGACAUACCAGUACUCACAGCCCAUAUCCUCCGCAGCUAGCAUGUCUACCACAAUGACAUCGCCCGCCACAGAACCUGCAGAAUCCAUGUUUUGGAACCCAAUUCCUGGUGUGCCAGGUCCAAUCGUUCCGCGCCACAAUUACCAACAAAUAAGUCCUAUGGGUCUGGAAAGUGUACUCCACAACCCUGAUAUGAGUGAUCGUCUUGGUCGCGAUGGUUUCAAAAUCAGCGAGGAUUGGCAAUCGAGUCAUGUUGAUGGCUUUGCUACCGGUGUAUAUGGCAAUCCACACAGCCAGGGAGGCCCUGGGUAUGCACAUCGAGGAAGCUAUGCACAACAAACAAAUAAUGUCAGUUACUCACAAGACACGCACGAAGGGCACCAUCAUCACACACAAGAAGAAUAUGAUCCAACAUGGUGGCAGAAUACGAAUGGAAAUCAGGGACCGAUGAGCUGA